AUGCUGGGGAACAAGAAAUCUGCCAAGCCCACAACGCCAACAAUAAAAAUACAGAAUGAAGUCUUCUGGUUGCGGGUCCUCGCUUUCGGCGACAUUGGCUUCUCGCAGAGCUACAUGCUUCGGGAGAUUAGCACCUCAGACCUCACGUCCGUCCUAAAAUUCUUCAUCCACAACAAGGAGGCCAUUUACAAGCCCGCGACGGUGGGGUUCUUACCCUCUCUGUUCGGGCCUAUACUCAAGCGGGUGCCGUUCAGAACCCUGAAUCACAUCGGCACCUCGCGCCUCAACGCCGCCGCGCACUAUUCACUCAGCAACGACAUGUUCAAGGCCUUUCUCAGCCCUGACAUGACGUACUCGGCCCCCAUCUGGCUGCCGCCAUCAGACCCCCUGUCCAAGACCGAGUCCCUCGAGGACGCCCAGCGCAGGAAGCUUCGGUACGCAGUCUCGGCGGCGAGAAUCGUGGCGUCAGACCAUGUGCUCGAGAUCGGCACAGGCUGGGGCAGCUUUGCUAUCACCGCAGCUCAGACGACCGGCUGCCACGUCACGACGGUGACCCCAAGCGCUGAACAGAAACGGCUUGCUGAGGAGCGUGUGCGGGCGGCAGGACUGGAGGACAAGAUCUCGGUCGUGCAAGCCGAUUAUCGGGAGCUAGGUGGCAUGGGGGCGUUUGACAAGAUUGUCAGCAUCGAGAUGAUCGAGCAUGUCGGACAUGACUUCCUAGACACAUACUUCAGCUGCGUGGACCAGUAUCUCAAGAAGGACGGUGGAAUUGGAUUCUUCCAGUGCAUCACCAUCCCGGAGGCCAGGUACGAACAAUACCGGCACAGCCAGGACUUUAUCAAGAAAUACAUAUUUCCUGGUGGUCAUCUGCCCACUGUUACCGCACUCGUGGACAGCAUCAAUCGAGGAUCGAUGGGCGGGCUCAUCGUGGAGGAAAUCAGGAACGUUGGGAUGCAUUACCCCAAGGCUCUGAGAUGCUGGGAUGCAGCAUUUCAGGAGGCCUUUGACGGCAAAAUUGUGCCAGCACUGAAGGAAAGUCAGCCCGAGAUGACUACAGUCGACAUGGAAGUAUUCAGGAGAAAGUGGCAUUAUUAUUUCUGUUAUUGUGAGGCAGGUUUCGAGACCAAGGCGCUAGGGGAUGUUGCCAUUACGGUGGGCAGAGAAAAUUGCCUUGCGCUUCUCCAGCCAGUCUGA
This is a messenger RNA of Cryphonectria parasitica EP155, 1194 nucleotides long. RefSeq names its product cyclopropane-fatty-acyl-phospholipid synthase. The coding region runs from base 1 to 1194 and encodes 397 amino acids. The record is from RefSeq and is a predicted model, not a curated record. The transcript is spliced from 2 exons. Gene Ontology annotation, biological process: lipid biosynthetic process. Lineage: Eukaryota; Fungi; Ascomycota; Sordariomycetes; Diaporthales; Cryphonectriaceae.